This is a messenger RNA of Drosophila mojavensis, 8743 nucleotides long. RefSeq names its product protein sevenless (gene sev). Gene Ontology annotation, molecular function: transmembrane receptor protein tyrosine kinase activity; ATP binding; protein binding. Gene Ontology annotation, cellular component: signaling receptor complex; membrane. The transcript has 13 exons. Lineage: Eukaryota; Metazoa; Arthropoda; Insecta; Diptera; Drosophilidae. The coding region runs from base 181 to 8427 and encodes 2748 amino acids. Gene Ontology annotation, biological process: cell surface receptor protein tyrosine kinase signaling pathway; positive regulation of kinase activity; protein phosphorylation. The record is from RefSeq and is a predicted model, not a curated record.
AAGUGUAACAAUCGAAUUCGCAAAAUGUAAAUUGCAAAGCGUCGAUCGAAGUUUUUUGAACAAAUCCAGAAAUCGGAAACCAGCUCAGACACACACACACACACACACACACACAUACACAUAGUAACACUCACUUACAGAGGUGUAGGUCGGGCUUUUGUUUUAUUUGUAUGUGUUUCAAUGAAUAUUUCGCAUGGAAAUUGUUGCAAAUUGUUGACUAUGGUUGGCCAAAAUGAUGCGGCAACAGCAACAACAACAGCAGCAGCACAGCAGCAACAGCAGUUGCUAGAAGAGUUACCGCUUCUGCAGCAGCACAAAGAGCAGCAACAGCAGCAACAUCCGAAUCUCAAUCAGAAUCUCGAGAGGCAACAGAAUCAGCAACAGCAGCAACAGUUGCUGGAGCAGCAACAGUUGCUGGAGCAGCAACAUACACUGAAGCAGCAACAGGCGCUACAACAGCAGCAGCUGUUGAAGCAGCAACAGCAGCAACAACAACAGUUGCUGUUACAGCAGCAACAGCAGCAGCCGCGACGCUUUAGCUUUAGCUUCAAUGUUAAGAUUGCUGUGAAUGUCAACACGAAAAUGUUGGCAAAUCAGGAGCGAGCCAAGCAGGAGCUAGAGCAUCAGCAACACCAGCAACAGCAGCAACAGCAACAACAGCAACAGCAACAGCUGCAGCAGCAACAACUCAAGCAACAAGAAUUGCUACGAUCUCGUUCCCAUGGCAAUUGCUAUGGGCAAAGCCUGUUGCAGCUAAUCCGCGGCAGCUUCUCGUGCAGCCGCAACGGCAACAUCGCCACCAUGUUGCUGGGGCACCUGCUUGUGCUGCUGCUGUUGCUCUCGCUAUGCUGCACCGUUUGCUGUCGCUCGCAGCAACAGUUCGGCUUCACGCCAGCAACACCGACCACGGCAGCAACAGUUGCUGUGAUACCACUCGCCCAGGCGAACAUGCGACCCACCCUGGACAGCGAUGUGGUUGAGAAGGUCGCCGUCUGGGCCAAGCACUUGGGCGCCUCACCACCCAGCGUCGCUGAGGGCAUUGUCAUCAGCAGCGUUGUUCGAGCGCCAGUUCACACGGAGACGCGCGAGCAGCAACAGCAGCAGCAGCGACAGCAGCAGCAGCAGCAACAGCAGCAGCAGCAGCAACAGCAACAGCAGCAUGAGAGCAAUGCAGGCAUCGAUGAGCGAAUCGUUCUGGAACACGUUACCCGCGACUGCGUUCAGCGUUGCAUUGUAGAGGAGGAUCUAUUUCUUGACGAAUUUGGCAUUAAGUGCGAUAAGGCCGACAACAGCGACAAGUGCUACAAAACUCGCUGCACCAAGGGCUGUGCGCAAUGGUAUCGAGCACUCAAGGACAUCGAGCCCUGCCAGGAGGCCUGCGCCUCCACGCAGUUCUAUCCCUACGAUUUGCCCUGCAUUGGCGCCUGCGAGACGUCACAGCGGGACUAUUGGCAUCUGCAGCGCUUGGCCAUGGCCAAGCUGGUUGAGUCGACGCAGCCGCAGCUGCUGGAGCCAUCGAGCGACUCGGGCGCUUUGACCAUCAAGUGGAGCAUUCAGUUUCCGGAGAACUUCUUGGCCAGUCGGCCCUUCAACAUACAAUAUCAGCAAUUGGAUCAGCUGACGGAGCUGGCCUGGCAUAAUCUGGCCGACUACGACUGCGAUGAGUACUACGUGUGUGAGAUACUCGAGGCGCUAAUUCCCUACUCGCGCUACAGGUUUCGCUUUGAGCUGCCUUUUGGCGAGGGCAGUUCGGAUGUUCUCUACUCGCCAGCCACGCCCAUCUAUGAAACGCCCAUCGAAGGAGCACCCAUCUCGGCGCCAAGCAUUGAAUCGGUGCUGGCGCUGGACGAGCAUCACGUGGCCCUUCACUGGCGUCCCGGCCGCUACAGCAAUGCCCCGCUCGAGGGCUACAAGCUGCAGCUGAGUGGCGGCAGCAACGACAGUCGCGAGCAGCUGCUGCCCGCUCAGCGCACGAGCUGCAUCCUCGGCCAGCUGCAGCCGCUGACCAACUACUCGCUGUCGCUGAGCAUGAUCAACAAACAGGGCCAGGGACCCUCGGCCGUGGCUGCGAUUCAGACGAAGCCACCGCUGGAGCCGCAGCAGCUGCUGAGUGUGCUGCUGGCCAGCAGGCGGCAAGUCGUCUGGCAAUCCCUUGAGCCGGCGGGUGAGACGCGCGUCGUCUACCGCUCCAACCAGCAGACGAACAUCAGCGACUUGGCCUGGUCGCAGCGCGAACAGCGACUCUGGCUACUCGACUCGCUAGGACAGCUGCACAGUCAAUUACUGGAUGAGCCGGCGACUAGCUCGGCGCGAGCCUUGCACCUGCAGCUGCCCGGCAAUUGGACAGCGCGAAAGGUGAGCCUGGACUGGCUGCGGCAGCGACUGUACUUGGCAGCGGAGGCAGGAGACGGUGCGGAGUACGAACUGUUUAGCUGCUCGACGGAAGGAGACGACGUGCAGCAGUUGAACGCACAGCUGGGCGAGACGGUGCAGCAGCUGGAGGUGGAUGCACUGAAUGGCUGGCUCUUCUGGUCGGACGGGGAGUCGCUGCAUCGCCUGGACUUGAGCAGCAAGGCUAAGGUGCGAGUGGUCCCGGCCCAAACGAGGCUGGGCAACUUUGUGCUGGAGCCGCAGCGUUGGCUGCUUCACGUGCUGCUCCUAGAGGAGCAGCAGCUGCUGGAGCUGAGCUACGACGGCAGCUACAAGCAGCUGAGGCCGCUGAGGGACGAGAACUGGCUGAGCUUCGCGCUGAGCGUCGAUCAGAAGCAGCUGCUGCUGAUCAACGACAGCAAACUGGAGAUGCAGAGCAAGACCAGCAGCUGGACGAUGCAGCGCGACGAGCAGGAGCUGCUGCAGGAGGCAAUCUUCGAGACCGUGGCCCUGGAGCGACGUCGCCAGCCCCUGGCCCUGGAGCCGGCCCAGCCGCAGCAGCUGCGCGCCAUGCUCGGCGCUCAGGCGGCCAAGAUCAGCUGGCAGCCACCGGCCCUCAACCCCUACCAGACCUUGUCCGUGGCCAACUUCAGCUACGAGCUCGAGGUGCUCGACGUGGGUAGCCAGAGCGCGUACAACAUACGGAAUAUCCGGCAGCUGAGCUUCGGCCUGGAGCGCCUGCAGCCGAACAAUCUCUACCAGCUGCGCGUGCGGGCCAUCAACCAGGCCGGCUGGGCGGGCGAGUGGACACAGCAGAUCGCGACGCGCAGCUGGCCCCUGGGCGAGCACCGCCUGCGCUGGGCCACGCGCCAGGGCCGGCUCUACAUGAGCAACGAGCUGGGCGAGCAGCUGAAGGCUUUGCCCGCCAAGCUCGCCCCUGCGCCCAGUCCCCUCGUCCUGGUCAACGAGAGCGUGGCCUACUACGUCAGCGAGCAGACCCUGUACUGCGUGCACCGGCUGGAGCCCCAGCUGAGCUGCGGCUCCCUGAACCGCCUGCAGCAGGUCAGCUCCGUGGCCUACGACUGGCGUGGCGGCAUGCUCUACUGGACGGACCUGGCGCGCAACAUGGUGCAGCGCAUGGACCCGCUGACGGGCGAGCGGGAGCUGCUGCCCGUCUUUGGGGCUAGGCAGCUGGCCCUGGAUGCGGAGCACGGCCAGCUGUACUACUCGAGCGAGGCGCACUUGGCCAGUCGCACGCUGAACACCCAGCAGGAGCUGGAGUUCUACCACGUCAACGGCCUCACCGGACGCAUCCGCAACUUCUGCCUGGACCUGCAGCACCGUUAUCUCUACUGGCUGGUCGAGGGCUCCAGCUCCGGCUCCGGUUCCGGUUCCGGUUCCGGCUCGAGCUCUCAGCUGUUGGUCUAUCGCAGCGCGCUGUCCAUGGACCGCAGCCUGGAGCUGCUGACGACGCUGAGCUCGAUCGACGCCCUGCCCCACACGCUGCAGCACUUCCAGCCCUUGAACGCCCUGGCCUGGAUCGCCGCCGACGGCAGCGCGGCGCACCUGCUGCGCUUGGACGAGAGCUCGAGGGGCACGCAGCCGCUGCAGCCGCUCGGCCUGCGUCUCAAUGCAUCGCUGACUGCGCUGCAGCUGCUGAGCGACAAGGCGCACCCCAGCCCGGACCAGAGCGUGCGCCCGCUGCCCGUGGCCGCGGAGAGCGUGCGCAUCGAGCCGGGCGGGCACUGGAACGACUUCCGGCUGCGCUGGCAGCCCACGCACACGGCCGGCAACCACAGCAUCAGCUACAAGCUGCUGCUGGAGCAGGGCGGCGAGCGGGUGCUCAGCCUGGAGCUGGCCACGGCCUUCGCGCGCAUCACGCAGCUCUCGCAGGCCAUGCUGCCGCUGAGGGUCAGCCUGACGCCGCACUCGGCCUGGCGCGCUGGACCCACCACUCGGCUGACGCUGGCGACGCCCUUGGCCGCGCCCACGCAGCCCCGCAGGCUGCGCGUCUUUGUGGAGCGGCGCGCCCAGGCGCUGCAGACUGGCGUCAACAUCAGCGCGCUGCUGCGCUGGGACGUGCCCGAGGAGGAGCAGCAGACGACGCUGCAGUACCGCAUCAGCUGCUGGCACGGCGCCGACCUCCACGCCGAGCUGCUGCUCAACCAGACGCAGCUGGAGGCGCGCAUUGGCCAGCUGCAGCCGGACGAGACGUACCGCUUCCAGGUGCAGGCCCAGCAGUCGACAGCGGCCACAAGCCACACGCUGCACAUUGCGCCGGAGCUGCAGGCGGUGCCCCGGCUGCUCUACGCCAAUGCUGAGCACAUCGGGGAGUUCGACUUGGACCUGGCCAGACGCCAGCAGCUGGUCUACACGGCGAACCCCGUCGAGCACCUGGUCACCAUCGAGGGCGAGCGGCGCCUGCUCUGGGUGAACGAGCACGUGGAGCUGCUCAGCCACGUGCCGGGCCAGGUCCCAGCCAAGCUGGCCCGCAUGCGCGCCGAGGUGCUCGCCCUGACCGUCGACUGGGUGCAGCGCGUCGUCUACUGGGCCGAGCUGGACCAGCUGUCGGCGGUCGACCGGCUGCCCGCUGCCUGCAUCUACCGGCUCGACCUGUGCCGCUUCGAGGCGCGCAUUUUGCCGGGCGAAAGGCUGUGGUGCACGCCGCGCGGGGAGCUCCUGCGGGACCUGAUGGCGCUGCCCCAUGCGCGCGCUCUCAUCUGGCUGCAGCACUCGCUGAACGAGCGCAACGGCACCUUGAGGGGUCGCAGCCUAGCCAACGAGACGGACCUGCAUUUCCAGGGCCUCACGCAGUCGCUGUGGCGCCUCUUCGAGGGCAGCCAGCAGCCGUCGGAGGAGACCGUCAACCUGGUCGACGAUUUGGGCAGGCUGUGCAUCUACCACAUCCAUCGCCAGCUCUGCACGCCCAGCUCCCUGAGCGCCCAGCUCAACCUGCUGAACGAGAACAUCCUGCAGCUGGCCCAGGACUCUGGCUAUCUCUACGCCCUGCGCAAUGGCAGUCUGCGCGCCUUCGGCCGACGGCGCCAGCAGCUGGAGUACCUGCUGCCCUUGAGCUUUGAUGAGGUGCGCCUGCUGCGUUCCUACAACUACCAGGCCUACCCCGACCGGCACUGCCUGCUGCUGCCCGCCUCCUGGAGCGGCCAGCACGAGCUCUUGGCCUCCAGCUGCGACGAAACCAAUUGCACCCUGCAGCUGCCCCACCUCACAGCUGCCCCGGACUGCCGCCUGCCCAUACCCGGACUGGGCUACCAGCUCAACUUGACGGCGAGCCAGAGCAACUCCAGUGAGCUGCGUUCGUUCAAGGGCUUCGCCGGCCAAUCACUGAGCAUUGCCGGCCUGAAGCCCUUCCACAGCUACGAGCUGGGCGUGUCGUUGAGCAGCUACUACCAGACCGUCUUGAAGCUCGAGCCGCUGCUGGUGCUGCCGAAGCUGCGGCUGCGCACUGCGCCCGCCACGCCGACGGCCCCUCGGAACUUCAGCGCCAGGGCCUUGAGUCCCAAUGAGCUGGAAGUGAGCUGGCUGGCGCCACUGCAGCUGCGCAGCGAGAGCGUCUACUACACGCUGCACUGGCAGCUGAUAGAGGAGGAGCACCAGGAGGAUGAGCAAGCGGGAGAUGUGUGGGGCAGCCUUGAGGAGGACAAGGACAAGGACAAGGACAAGGACAAGGAUAUGGGAAAUCAGGCAGGGAGCAAUCAACAGACUGACGAAGCAGUACAUCAGCAAGGCAAGAAAGCAAAGGCUCAAUCAGUGACUCCCGCGGCAGUGGAUGAAGCAAACGAGCAAACAGGCAAGGACACAGAUCAAUCGUUGGUCAAUCAGGGGGAACAAUCAUUCAUCAAUGCAGACGCGGGUGAGGCAGAUACUGAUCGGAAUCAGACGGCGAUCAACCCACCGCAGCAGCUGCGCCUGGAGCAAGCUGGUGUGCAGCGAUUGACCCAGCUUCAGCCUGGCCGCCUCUACCAGCUCUGGCUGCACGCCCAUGCCACGCCCACGAAGUUCAACGGCACCAAACCCAUAUUGAUUCGCAGCUACCAGAAGCUGCCGCCCUUGCAGCUAGUCGAGCUGAGCGCCUACUCCCUGACUCUGGCCUGGGCGGGCACCAGCGACGCCAUCAGCUCGCUGAUCCUCGAGUGCCAGUCGCUGAACAGCGAGCAGCUGAAGUUCAACGUAAUCGCCAACUACACCUUGAUGAAGCUGUCGUCGCUGCAGCCCAAGACGCGCUACUCCUGCCGCCUCGCCAUAAGCUAUGCCAGCACGCCAGCCGGCUCGGUUUACUAUACGGCAAGCCAGGUGUUCGAGACGCUGAGCGAUGCGCCCAGUGCGCCAGGACGACCGCAGCUGGAGCACAUAGCGGGGGAAGUGUUCCGGGUCAGCUGGGCGCCCGCCUCCGAGAAUGGUUUACCCAUAAUGCUCUACAAUCUGGAGGCGCUGCAGGCGCGUCGUCCAAGUCGUCGUCGGAGACGGCGCGAGACCUCCCUCGCCACGCUGCCAUGGGCAGAGGAGCCGCAGGUCAUCGAGGAUCAGUGGCUGGACCUCUGCAACACCACCGAGCUGAGCUGCAUUGUGCGCGACCUGCACUCGCGUCGCCUUCUACUGUUCCGCGUCAGGGCCAGGAACCGCCUCCAUGGCUGGGGACCCUUCAGCGAGGACAGCGAACGCAUUGCGGAGCCCUUCGUCUCGCCCGAGAAGCGCGGCUCGCUGGUCCUGGCCAUCAUUGCUCCAGCGGCCAUUGUGUCCAGCUGUGUGCUGGCCCUUGUGCUCGUGCGCAAAGUACAAAAACGUCGCCAGCGAGCCAAAAAGCUGCUCCAGCAGAGCCGCCCCAGCAUUUGGAGCAACUUGUCGACGCUGCAGACGCAGCAGCAGCUGAUGGCAGCGCGCAAUCGCACGUUCUCGAUGACGCUGAGCGACGCGGACAUUGCGCUGCUGCCGCAGAUCAGCUGGAGUCGACUGACGCUGCUGCGCUUUCUGGGCAGCGGCGCCUUUGGCGAGGUGUACGAGGGCCAGCUGCAGGGCGAAGACGAGGCGCAGCCGCAGCGUGUGGCCAUCAAGAGUCUGCGCAAGGGCGCCAGCGAGUUUGCAGAGCUGCUGCAGGAGGCGCAGCUGAUGAGCAACUUCAAGCACGAGAAUAUCGUUUGCCUGAUUGGCAUCUGCUUCGACAGCGAUACCAUUUCGCUGAUCAUGGAGCACAUGGAGGCGGGAGAUCUGCUCAGCUACUUGCGUGCGGCUCGGCCCAAUUCACAGGAAUCGCCGAAGCGCAAAUUAGAGUUUGAGGAUCUGCUGAACAUGUGCCUGGACGUGGCCAAUGGCUGCAGCUAUCUGGAGGACAUGCACUUCGUGCAUCGCGACCUCGCUUGCCGCAAUUGCCUGGUGUCCGAUGGGGCAGCGAUUGGCGGGCGACGCAUCGUGAAAAUUGGGGAUUUCGGGCUGGCACGCGACAUCUACAAGAGCGACUACUACCGCAAGGAGGGCGAGGGCCUGCUGCCCGUGCGCUGGAUGGCACUCGAGAGUCUCGUCGACGGCCUCUUCAGCACCCAGUCGGACGUGUGGGCGUUCGGUGUGCUCUGCUGGGAGAUACUCACGCUCGGCCAGCAGCCGUAUGCGGCGCGCAACAAUUUCGAGGUGCUCGCCCACGUCAAGGAGGGCGGCCGACUGCAGCAGCCGGAGCAAUGUCCCGACAAACUUUACGCGCUGCUCCUGCAAUGCUGGCGCUCAGAGCCCUGGGAGCGGCCCAGCUUCAGGCGCUGUCACAGCGUGCUGCAGACGCUCAGCAUGGAUAUGCCCAUCAUGGAGCUGGACGCGCAGGCUUUGUUGCACAGUUGCAAUGGCAAGCCAGAGGCCAAGGUGCGCUUCGACGAUGCGCCCGAGCGCCUCUCGCUGCAGAUGGACACCAAGGAUACGCAGGCACAUGUCAGCAUACACACUCAGACGCCCACACACACCCCCACAGCCACGCGGGCGCACACACACGCACUUCCGCACACACAGACAGCAGAGAGUGGACAGCUGUAUGCGAAUGAAAGCGUCUCGCGGCUCUGAAAUGCGGCUCAAUCGCGCCUCGAAUUGAUUGAGCAUUUGCUUUGGCGUGUGCACUCAGCCAUGCCACGCCCACUUGCCAAAAACAAUAUACAGCCCGCCCACAUGCCGGGGCUGCGAUAGGCAAUUAAGUUUCUUUUUUUUUUUCUGUACUGAAAAAUUAGCCAAAACGAAACAAAUGUUUUUAUUUUUUUUUUGUGUCUAGUGUAUAACAUAUGCAUAUACAUACAUAUAUCUAUUUUUUUUAGUAGUUUACACAUAUGACAUAUUUUACGGUAUUCUGUAACGAUUUCGCAAUAAAUAUUAUAUACGAAAUACA